AUGGUCCGCGACUGGACUAAGUCAAUGCUGGUGGCCACCGCUGCGUGCGCCGUGACCGCAGUUGCUUCCCCCACCGAGUUCAGAUGUACAGAGGAUACGGCCCCGAUGCAGGCCCGUUUGGCCUACUCUGGAGACAAUGGCAUGACCGUUAGCUGGAAUACCUACUCGAAGCUCCAACAGCCACAUGUUCGCUACGGUCGCAAUCCCCAUGCCCUUUCGCACUUGGCCGACUCGGACGUUUCGGUCACCUAUCCCACUUCGACCACCUACAACAACCAUGUGAAGAUCACUGGUCUGGAGCCCAACACUAUGUACUAUUAUCAGCCGCAGUGUGGAAACUCCACUCAGAUCUACACCAUGAAGACUGCUCGUGUUCCUGGUGAUAAGACCCCCUUCACCAUCGCAGUUGGCGGUGACUUGGGCUUGAUGGGUCCCGAGGGACUUACUACCACGACUGGUCCCAACGGAGGUACCGCCCCCUUGGGCCCUAACGACAGCACCACACUUCAGUCGUUGCAGUCCAUGGAGUCGGAGUGGGAAUUCUACUGGCAUCCCGGUGACAUUGCUUACGCCGACUACUGGUUGAAAGAAGAGGCCCAAGGCUUCCUUCCCAACUUUACAGUCAGCGAUGGCCCCGCUCUGUAUGAGUCCCUCUUGAACCAGUUCUACGACGAAAUGACUCCCUUGACUGCCAACCGGCCCUACAUGGUUGGACCGGGUAACCACGACUCGAACUGUGACAAUGGCGGUACCUCCGUCAACGGUGUUGCUUACAACGUCAGCAUUUGCCCUAUGGGCCAGACCAACUUCACUGGCUUCCGCAACCAUUAUCGCAUGCCUAGCGAUGUGUCUGGCGGUGUUGGAAACUUCUGGUAUUCCUUCGACCACGGCAUGACUCACUUCAUCCAGUUGAACACCGAGACUGAUAUUGGCGAUGGAUUCCUUGCCCCUGACGCGCCUGGAUCCUCGGAAGGCAUGAACUCUGGGCCAUUCGGAUCUUACCCUAACGAGCAGAUCGAUUGGCUCAAGAAGGACCUGGAGAGCGUGGACCGUAAAAAGACACCUUGGGUCAUUGCUGCUGUGCAUCGCCCUUGGUAUGUGAGUGCCAACAACAUCAGCUCUACCAUCUGUACCAUAUGCAAGGAUGUCUUCGAGCCUCUCCUCGUUGAGCACAACGUCGAUCUCGUGAUCCAAGCCCACAACCACUUCUACGAGCGCAACCAGCCCUUGAACGACUAUGUCAUUGACCCUGCCGGUCUCAACAACCCCACAUCCCCGUGGUACAUUACCACCGCCGCCCCUGGCCACUACUCUGGAUUGGACAAAUAUCUUUCUCCUCUCAAGCCUUACGUUGUUUACGCGGAGGAUACCGCCUAUGGAUGGAGCAAGAUCACCUUCCACAACUGCACUCACAUGACUCAUGAUUUCGUGUCUAGCAGCAACAACACCAUUCUUGACACCGCCACUUUGUACAAGGACCGCAAGUGCAACUCUGAGAAUGCGCAGCACCACGGCUGGUUCUGA
Penicillium canariense is the source of this 1524-nucleotide messenger RNA. Its product is annotated as purple acid phosphatase family protein. The record is from RefSeq and is a predicted model, not a curated record. NCBI's taxonomy places the organism in Eukaryota, Fungi, Ascomycota, Eurotiomycetes, Eurotiales, Aspergillaceae. Bases 1 to 1524 code for a protein of 507 amino acids. Gene Ontology annotation, molecular function: acid phosphatase activity; metal ion binding. The transcript is spliced from 4 exons.